This is a messenger RNA of Brachypodium distachyon (stiff brome), 1200 nucleotides long. RefSeq names its product universal stress protein PHOS32. The record is from RefSeq and is a predicted model, not a curated record. Bases 271 to 816 code for a protein of 181 amino acids. NCBI's taxonomy places the organism in Eukaryota, Viridiplantae, Streptophyta, Magnoliopsida, Poales, Poaceae. The transcript is spliced from 3 exons.
GGCGUAGUACGCUACGCGAGCAGCAAAACCACGGCCAGCCGCCAGACGGCCAGCAAAACCAAACCACGGCCAGCCAUCAUGCGCGAAACGCCCAAACAACCCGCGGAAUAGCGCCCCCGCAAAACCGCGAGCCACUCCUCGGGCGCGCAACAUAUAUAAUCCUGCUCCAGGAGCCUAACCCGUCCCCAUCAAAAAGUCGCACACUUUUUACCGCGACGGUGUUGAGUGUUGGAUCGAGCUGGUGCUCUGCUCGCAACAAAGGCAGAAGAGAUGGAGACCGAGGGCCGACGGAUACUGGUUGCCGUGGACGAGGGCGACGAGAGCGUCCACGCGCUGCGGUGGUGCCUCGCCAACUUCGCCGCGCCCGGAGACACCGUCGUCCUGCUCUACGUCCGCCCGCCGCCGCCCACGUACUCCCUGCUCGACGCCUCCGCUCCGCUAGGCUAUCUGUUCGCUGAGGAGGCGACCGCCGCGAUCGACGGCUACAGCCGGGAGGUGGCGGAAUCGGUGGUGCAGAAAGCGCGGAAGCUCUGCGCGUUAUACAGCCGGGAGUACGGCAGAGCGAACGGUGGGAUGAAAGUGGAAGUGAAGGUGUCGGUUGGGGACGCCAGGAGCGUCAUCUGCGAGAUGGUGGACGAGCUUGGAGCUGACGUGCUGGUGAUGGGAAGCCAUGGCUAUGGCCUCUUCAAGAGUCCUGUGUUCUCGAUGGUUUUGCAGAGCUCUUCUGGGGAGUGUCAGCGAUUACUGCGUCAGGAACGCGAACCGCCCCGUUCUCAUCGUGAAGUCAUGAAAGGGAUGGAACUGGUUUUUGAGUGAUCGGCGAUGAUGCACGUACUUCGGUACUUGCAAGUGAAUAUGUGAUGUUUGACAUUUCAUUCCAAGCUAUUUAUUCAGCUUUUCUUUUCUUUUUUUUUCUUUUCUUUACUUUGUGCUUAAUUAAUCCCCUUGUAACCUGCCAGAGGAGCCAGGGAACGUGUCGUGUCGAGUGAUGACUCUCGAGUUCUCUGGCGACGUAUGUUGUUGUUGUAUGUUGUCGGGCAUGGUGUUGCACAUGUUAUGUACAGUAGCAAUCUGUCGUGAGUAUUGUAUCUAUCAUGGAUUGUAAUCAGACUCUACUCACCAAAGAACAAGUCCACAAACUUCAGUUAAUUAGGAGUACCUUAUUCGCCCACACACAAUAUUUCAAGAGAUAUUAUACUA